UUCUCAACUCCUAGUGGUGCACAGGCUCGGGCUUAGAGGGGGUAGAAGUAAUGACGCCAAUACCUACACCCCCUUCAGUGUGAUAUAAACGGAUCAGCAUCAGUGGACAGUCUUUUCUGCGUCGGACGUGGACUUCAGCCGUAGAUUCAGUUUCCUGUUCUAGGAACUCCGCGAGAGCGUCUCCUGAUUCACACCGUCGGCGAUGGGAAAGGAAAAGCUGCACAUCAACAUCGUGGUGAUCGGCCACGUGGACUCCGGCAAGUCCACCACCACCGGGCACCUCAUCUACAAGUGCGGGGGCAUCGACAAGCGCACCAUCGAGAAGUUCGAGAAGGAGGCGGCCGAGAUGGGCAAGGGCUCCUUCAAGUACGCCUGGGUGCUGGACAAGCUGAAGGCCGAGCGGGAGCGCGGCAUCACCAUCGACAUCUCCCUGUGGAAGUUUGAGACCAGCAAGUACUACGUGACCAUCAUCGACGCCCCCGGGCACAGGGACUUCAUCAAGAACAUGAUCACGGGCACGUCCCAGGCGGACUGCGCGGUGCUGAUCGUGGCAGCGGGCGUGGGCGAGUUCGAGGCGGGCAUCUCGAAGAACGGGCAGACGCGCGAGCACGCCCUGCUGUAG
This is a messenger RNA of Anguilla rostrata (American eel), 622 nucleotides long. RefSeq names its product elongation factor 1-alpha 1-like. Gene Ontology annotation, biological process: translational elongation; translation. Gene Ontology annotation, molecular function: GTPase activity; GTP binding; translation elongation factor activity. The transcript has 4 exons. Bases 203 to 622 code for a protein of 139 amino acids. NCBI's taxonomy places the organism in Eukaryota, Metazoa, Chordata, Actinopteri, Anguilliformes, Anguillidae. The record is from RefSeq and is a predicted model, not a curated record.